Acaromyces ingoldii is the source of this 1891-nucleotide messenger RNA. RefSeq lists its product as hypothetical. Bases 29 to 1810 code for a protein of 593 amino acids. Lineage: Eukaryota; Fungi; Basidiomycota; Exobasidiomycetes; Exobasidiales; Cryptobasidiaceae. The transcript is spliced from 3 exons. The record is from RefSeq and is a predicted model, not a curated record.
GCUCAUCAUCGAGGGAGAAGGGCCAGUCAUGACGCUCGUCGAAGGUGAUGAGCUGCAGAGGCUCUGGGCGCUCGUAUCGGAGCUGUCCUCUCAGCUUGCUUCGAACCGAGAAGCGUGCGCAUCCUUGCAGCAGCAGGCUGACGACCUCAAGGGACAAGCACUGCAUACAGGGACAGGGUACACGCUCCGACGAUUCAACCUCGAUAUCUCCAAGGAAAAGUUCGAGUCGGACUUGGAGAAGAUCAAUGCCCAGCUCGUCGUCGAGAACCAGGCACUGGCACACGAAAACAAGCAGAUGAACCAUCUGCUGAGAGAGCACGAACAGACGCUCGAGGCUGUCAUGGCCAAGUUUCGAUCAUUUUCGCAUGCUACCCAAUCGCAUACCCUUUCGCUCACAUCGCACUACGAGACGCUUCUCGCCAACAAUACCCACGAUGCCGCAGAUGUCACCCUGCAGUCGAGCACAGCUCUCAGCAACGCUCUUGCACACCUAGGAGGUCUCGUCCGCGUCGCGCUUCGGAGCGUCGAGGGAGAGGAGAUUGGCGAGCAUGAGGGAGAGGAGGGCAUUGUCGAGGACGCGUUCGAGGCAGAGGGCUACCACAUCGAGUCACCCUCGGGGACUGAACCAAGUGCCCAUGUGUCAGCUGUGAAGCGGACAGGCGCCAGCGACAAGGCCGGCAGCAAGGCCAAAGUCUCGUACGGCUCGGCGCCCAGCGCUGAUCCCAAAUGGCACGGCACCGGCGGCUACACGGGCCUCGCUGGCGAUCCAGAAGUGGGCAUCGCAGAACGAGCGCUCGAGACACAGACAGAAGAGGAAAGGAUCCGCUUUGAGAACCAGGAGUUGCGAGAGAUGCUCCGCGUCAGCGCUGAUCUGACGCCGGAGACGGCAAAGAGAUUUGGCAUCGAGAUGCCCCCACCUCCGCCGCCGCCGGGCUCCAUGAGCCUGUCUCUGGGCAAGCCGAGAAGCCAGCUCAAGAGAUCGCCCUCUUCAUCCGGAGCCCAGCAGUAUCAGACACAUGCGAGUGGCAGCGGGAAUAGCCCAUCGUCUAGCGGCGAAGCGGGCAGCCCUACUGCGCCCUUUGCGCCUACUCACAUGACAUCAGGUGCAGGUGGGCCACCGCAAUUGCAAAAAGGCAGCCCCAGGACGGGGACUGUUGCUAGCCCGGAGCUGCUGGAGCGUUCCUCCCCUACGAUCAGGGCCGUCAACCAGGGUCAGAGGCAGCCGGUGGAGGAAGAGAACGACAUCUUACCACCUUCGAUGAUCGAUGAGGGUCCGCCUCCUCCGAGCUUCGUCCAGCAGAGUGCCACUCAGCCCAUCGAGGAGGAGGGCGAUGGGCAUGAUGACUUCAGUGCCGUCGAGCAAGCCACAGUUACGCCAGCGAUCCACGAGGAAGACACAUCGGCGGGAGAAACGGAGCCAUUGUCGGAGCAGUCGACGGAGGAGCUCAAGGCUUCGUUGAAGAGCGAAGAGGCUCGGGUUGAACAGGUCAAGCAUAGCCUUGGAGGUGGCGGCGAGAUGGCAGAGCAUGAUGAGCGGGGUGAAGGAGAAGGAAAGGAAGCACAAGAGCAACAACACGGCGAGGACGACAAAGCCAUGCAUAGAGAGAAAUUGCUGCAGGAGACAGAGGAAGAGAUCGACAAGGCACAGUCACCAACGCCCGACGAGGCAGAGGAAGUCGGCGAGAAAACAAUCAUGGCGAUGGAAGAACCGUCUGAGGAGGCGAAAGAGAAAGAGACACCCGAGGGAGCAGCAGCAGCAGCAGCAGCGGCGGCGGCGGCGACUGCAAUAGUCGUCGAGGGCGAAUCAUGACGAUUCUCUAAUGAAAAUAGAUAACAAAUAACCCGGUGACGAGGUGGGAAGCUGAACCCAGGAAAGCGUGACAAAUAGAAG